Caenorhabditis elegans is the source of this 1461-nucleotide messenger RNA. It is a transcript of the gene ZK829.7, whose product is annotated as Enoyl reductase (ER) domain-containing protein. Gene Ontology annotation, molecular function: oxidoreductase activity. The coding region runs from base 4 to 1122 and encodes 372 amino acids. NCBI's taxonomy places the organism in Eukaryota, Metazoa, Nematoda, Chromadorea, Rhabditida, Rhabditidae. The transcript has 4 exons. The record is from RefSeq and is marked reviewed.
AAAAUGCCAGCAACAAACCGAAGAAUUUCUUUGGGAUCUCCAAAGGAUCUUCGGGAAGUGAAGUUUUUCGACGAGGAGCCAAUCCCAGAUGUCCCACCAAAGGGAGCACGCGUUAAAGUUUGUUAUGCAGGAGUUUGCCUUACUGAUAGAGAAGUUUCCAACACGAAGCAAGCAAGAAUUACCAACGGAAUCAAAGAUACCAGCUUGUUUCCAGGAUAUGAAGUUUCCGGAAUUGUUGAGUCAUUCGGCGCUGAAUGCACACCUGGUGACUAUGAUCUGACUAUUGGAGAUAAAGUAAUCGUAUGGCCAACUGAUGAGAUGUGCAGUCAUGGUUAUGCCGACUAUGUUGCUGUUCCAACUCUCCAUUUUCUUGUGAAAAUUCCAGAAACUCUUUCAAUGCAUGUAGCAUCUAUUUUGCCUGCUGGAGCUACCUGGGCGUUGUCUGCUGUUCUUCAGGCCAGACCGAUAGUCGAAGCGUUUUCACAAUCAAAGGGAUUCUGCAAUAUUCUUAUCGUGGGAGCAGGAGGACUUGGACUUUGGCUUCUUAAACUCGCCAAGCAUUUCCUAGCGAUCAACAAUGAUAAAAAGAUCCGUUUGAUGGUUGCUGAUGCCAAAGAAGAACGUUUGUCUCUGGCCGAAAGAAACGGAGCUGACUUUGUAGUACACUGGGAUGAUUCCGAAUUUGAAGAAUAUCUGAUUAUGAGAACUAAGGAUGUGGCUCGUACCGGUGUCAAUGUUGUUUUCGAUUUUGUGACAUCUCCAAGAACUGUCACUCGAUCAUUGAAGUGUCUCGCUGAAGGUGGUGUCUUAUUUGUUGGAGGUCUUUCCGGUCUUGAUGUUCAACUUCCAAUCAAGCACGUUGCUAAAAACAGACUGGCCAUUAUGGGAGUUACGAGAGGAAGUAUCGAACAACUGAAAAACCUUGUAAAUUUGAUUGCCGGAGGCCAAAUCGAUGCUCCAGACUACAGAGUUUAUCCAGUCGAUCAAGCGUCUGCAGUGUUGAAGCAAUUGUCGAUGUCGGAGGUUGAAGGUCGUGCCAUUCUCGAAGUUUGCGAUCCCUCUUCAGCAUUAGAUGCAGAUCAGAGCGGCGGUGUUCCAAUUCCUGCCGCCACUUCCGAAUAAUUGCUCAAUAAGCCUCCAAAGGUGUAAUAAUUGUAUUUCCCAUUUUGCCAUUUCAUACAUUGUCCCGACUCCCUUCACUCAUAAUUAUAUAGUCAGAAAGUCUUAUUUCAUCCUGUGCAUUUACUCUAUUACUUCCCAGACAUCGGUAUUUUGAGUAUAGUGUUGCCAUCUGCUUUUCAAAAAUUCCCUGUAACAUAAAAUCCACAUUUUCUCCCGUUUCUUGCUCUAGAUCCGCAUCCUUCCAAAUAAUUUUAACAUGAGAACGAAAAUAAUUUUUAGUUAGGUAAUCUUAGUUUGUAAAAAAUAUGUAAACAAACGAAUUCAAUGAAUAUUAUAAAA